UAGAUCUUGACUCAAAGGUCGCAAAGUGUAAAUGCGGUCUGGUUUUGGAGUUGUGCUUACCUGGGUAAGAAGUACGGUCAUGCCUAUCGGGGUUUUAGUUCCGAUGACUUGGACUUCGUGCGGGUCGAGGGGUAAGUCCGUUGACUUUGAAAUGGGAGAGAGGAACAAUUUCGAAGGUGGCCUGCAACGAUCUGCAUUCUAGAAAGAGUCAAAAUUACCUUGUAUGAGCGAUCGCAGACCAAGCGCAAUUUACCAAUUGCUAUCUCUCGGUUUGGCUUGCCUUUGUGCGGAUACGGCGUGUAUAAUCACGAUUGCUCAUGGUGAGUUGCAGCUGUACAAACAUCACCUUUCGAGUCACUCGGUGAUUACUUCGUUUGCUCUCGUAUACCGUAUUCGAGAUAUCAGCCAACAAUGCAGGUCUUCCACAGCGGCAGCAGGCGGCCGAGGAUGGCUAACCAUCGGAUCCGAUGAAGAUAGAAGUUCCCGAUGCCAUGCUGACACCUUCGUCAACUCAUCAGUUCAUCAAUUAUAUGUGUGCUUCUCGUUCCGCAUGCUAUGUAAAGAUAGGCAAAUGAUCAGAUUUAAGAAUCAUUCGGUGAAGACAUGUAAGAUGCGCAAAUAUCAUCAAGGGCGUGUGGAGAGACAUUCGCAUCCCAUCUGCAUCACUGCAACCGAGAAGCGAGGUUUGGUGACCUGCAUCGAAUCAGACCCUGGCGCGGGGCAAAACAUGUAAGCCACAUGAAAGUGGGGAGAAACAUUCUUCGACCCAAACCAAAAAGUCCCGCUCCGGUCAAUAAUCAUGUCCCAUACAUGGAUGGUGGAGGAUGGAUUACGAAUUGUGAGUGAAGUCUCUUAGCCCCAGUCGGCUUCUUAUUUUCCCGAUGCUUGGAUAACUUUUGGACUUGCCUCGCAACGUCAGCUACCUUAGGUCCAGUAGGCACAUAAACAUAACCAUGGAAGGCUGCACCGUCUUCU
This is a messenger RNA of Mollisia scopiformis, 975 nucleotides long. RefSeq lists its product as uncharacterized. NCBI's taxonomy places the organism in Eukaryota, Fungi, Ascomycota, Leotiomycetes, Helotiales, Mollisiaceae. The record is from RefSeq and is a predicted model, not a curated record. The coding region runs from base 224 to 733 and encodes 169 amino acids. The transcript has a single exon.